Molecule: messenger RNA, 1479 nt
Organism: Cuscuta campestris
Lineage: Eukaryota; Viridiplantae; Streptophyta; Magnoliopsida; Solanales; Convolvulaceae
Source: the annotation of a GenBank genome assembly
UUCAAUUUUGUAAUUACUUCCAAUUUUUUAGUUUUUUCUUUUUUUCCAACAAGGAUUAACCCUAGCGAGUUGUCGACGUCGCCCAACGACCAUUGCCCCCGACGCCGAUCGUCUCUCCCAUCGCCUACUACAGAGCUGUGUCGUCCCACGCCAGGCCGCCGCCACCGUGAACAGGUAGUCAGAUUAGGGAGGAUUAUUAUUUUGCACAAAGAAACCCCAGAGCUAGGAAAAUGAACUCUUUGAGAAGCAGAUUCUCGACAAUCUUCCCUCAUACCAACGCAUCUCUCAGCACAGUGAGUUGGGAGCUUCAACAAUGUCGUGGGAUCCGAGUAAAGGUGUAUAACAACAACUUGGAGAGAGCAUUGGGCGUGAUGCAGAGGAUGAUGCAAUCUAGUGGGAUUGAGCGACUCAUAAAGCGGCCUCAGACUCGCCAUAUUAAGAACUCUGAGAAGCGGGUACUAGCUAAGAAAGCCCUUGAACGUAAGAUUCGGUCCCAAGAACUUGCUCGCAAGCUCAAAUCCAUCCUCGUCAAGCGAGUCAGACAAAUAAUCACAAUGUACAACAACAACGAUGUGCAACACAAUUUCUUUUUAGGUUGAAGAUGAAAGUUUUGUAAAGGUGAAAUUAAAAUCCUAGUAUCAUGUCUUACAAAUGGGCAUUGCCCGGUAUAUUAGUAACUUAAUGAAGAGUUAAGUGGCACAAAUUUUUAGUUGCAACCUAGGAAUGUGAGAUAAACUUACGUUGCUCAGAGUAUUAUUAAUAUUAUGAUUGGAUUAGCAAUAUGCAUGUUAUUAGUGUGUUGUGUUUAUGAAUUAAAAAUGCAAAAAGUGAAUUAAAAAGUGCUAUUAGUGAAGAAAUUGCAAUCAGAUUCCAAAUGCAGUUAUAUUCCAACUUCGCCAGCUAUCUUUUACUUUUGCAACCUUUUCACGCUCAUUUGGGGAUUGCACUUCUCUUCUGCCAGAUUAGAUGCAUAGACUAUUAUUUAUGCUCUGAUUUUAUACUUUUACACAAGGAUGUUAUGACCUCCACUUUGUUGCAAUUUACUACCAUGUGUACUAAUCUCUGUUCGAAAUUACACCUCUCCACUCUUUCUCUGCCGAAAUACGAUAUCUUAGAGCUUCUAAAACAAUACAUUUUAUGCAAUUUGACAAAGAAAGAGUGAAGGUGUUUUUUAUGCUUUAAAAUAUAUACUCACUAUGUCUGGAUUCAGUUGUCAAUUGUCUUAUUUUUGUUGUCCAGAAUUAGUUGUCCACUUUCGAUAUGCAAUAAAAAAAAUCAGGUUGAAUUGUCUCAGAUAUCCGAGAGAUAAGUAAGAACAUUAUUGAUAUAAAUGAGUUACAAACUCACUUGAAGGACUUAUUUGGCAUUUUAGGCUCACUUUUUGAAAUGAGGUGCUUUAAAAAGUGGACAACUAAAUCCGGUUGGAGGGAGUAUAUUCAACUCCAAAAAAUGUUUGUUUAGCCAAUAUUAAGGUUCCGC